UGCCACCCAAUGCGGCCAACUCGCUUGCUGUGUGUCUCUUCCCGAGCCAUCCGGGCCAGGUGAGCAUCGUACUAUCCCGUAGCCGGCCGGCCUUUCCAAGACUCUUGGAUACAUAAUAUGUUAACUCAGUGACCGAUGCGUCCCAUGAUGCCGCACUACCCAAUAGAGUUGGCAGUCGGACUUACGAUGAUCUUUCUCAGCGUCCUUCCUGGGAUCCGAGAUCCGACAGGUGCCAGAUUUUCAAGUCUCAACCCGUCCCUGCAUGCAUCUUCCGCACUGAACCUGGUGGCCCAAGACAGGUGUGCUGCUCGUGCGGUUCUUGUAAGGUUGCAAAUUGCGUAUUUAUGGACGAUAUUCACGGCCACCCGAUUCAGGGUUCCUGCUGCGUUCGGCCUUUGGUCCGGUCUGGUGUCAACGCCCCCCACAUCUUGUUUUCUCGUCACCUACAUCUUUCUAUUUCCUGGCGGCAAAGGGUUGUAGCGUGCCCCUCGGCAGAGCAUGCUAAAAACGAAGUUACCGUCUUCAGGUUUGCCUCGUUGUACGCGACCCACGUGUUUAUUGACUUUUGGAUACACCUCUGACUCCAAAUGUGGGAAAGAUCGGCAGACAGCUGCAUCGACUUUGUGUGAAGUGGAGAGAGCGGGGGACGGGAAGAGCGGCUGAGCUUGGAGACGGGCC
Molecule: messenger RNA, 678 nt
Organism: Lasiosphaeria miniovina
Lineage: Eukaryota; Fungi; Ascomycota; Sordariomycetes; Sordariales; Lasiosphaeriaceae
Exons: 2
Coding region: 136-480 (114 amino acids)
Source: RefSeq, a predicted model, not a curated record